UUUCUGUUGUUUUCCACAUGUUCCCUGUCGGCGUUCUUCACCAUGUUGUACGGGUUCGAGUACGGCCGGGAGAAGGCCGAGGCUUGGAUAUUCACCUUCCUCACGUCAUUUAUCUUCGACCUGCUCAUCACCCAACCGCUCAAGAUCUUUUUGCUUGCGCUUUUCUUCGCACUUAUAAUCAAGAAACCUGAUCAAUCCGAUGAGGAUGUGCCGCCUCCAACACCUGUACAGGAAGAUGAGGAGUAUCUGGGGCUCUAUCACAUGGCUGCCGGUAAGUUGUCGUCCAAGGCAGCAGGCCAGGUCGGUCCUCCUGACGCCGGUCAGCUCCAGACUGCCCGGGAGAGGCGGUUCGUGGAGGUGGGCAUGCGCACUGCCCUGUACGACGCCGGGUUCUACUUCGUCUACAUCCUGUUGUUGUUGGUCGUUGCCAAUGGCAACAGGGACACCUCCAUGUUUCACCUGACUCGGCAUCUACAGGACACUUUUGGCGAGUCAUUUUCAGAGGUGACUGACACCGAAUCCUUUUGGACGUUUUUGAGGGAGAGUGUCAUUCCAGAGACGCAUGCGCAGCAUUGGUACAACGAUGACCCGUUUUCUCAUCGAGGAUUCCUGCAGGACAGCACGUCUUUUGUCGUGGGGAACGCCAGACUCCGACAACUUCGCGUCAAGACAAAUGCCAGCUGUGCUGUCCCAAGAAGCUUUGCGAACAUCCUGGAUGACUGUGACGAGUCGUACAGCCUCUGGACUGCUGAUGACGUCAGCCAUGACGUAGGGUGGAGGGCAUUGGUCCAGAACGACAAUGAGACAUCGGCAGGGUUACAACCAUGGAAAUAUCACUUUGCGUCCCUUAGUGUGGCCAGUCCCUUGUACGGUCUAUUUUCCUCCUACUAUGACGGCGGGUACAUCGUGGAACUGUCGGACAACAUGACUGCCGACUUGGCGACCGUAGACGAACUUGAACAACUCGGGUGGAUGGACGACAACACUCGGGCCGUCAUCAUUGAGAUGAUCGUCUACAACCCAAACGCCAACUUGUUCUCCACGGUAGAGUUGAUGGCAGAAUUCUCAACUAUUGGGAAGGCUUUUCCUCAAACUCAGGUGACGACAGUACGGCUGUACCAGUACGUCACGGACUGGGGUUACGUCAUGAUGGCCUUCCAGAUCGCCUUCAUCCUGGUCACCAUCAUCUUCUGCAUCAGAGAGCUUAAAAACAUCUUCAACUUGCAAAAGGAGUACUUCAAGAGGUUCUGGAAGGUUGUGGAGCUGACUGUGUGCCUGCUGUCCCUGGCAUCUAUAGGAGUACAGCUGUACACCUUCUAUCUCCUGUCGGAGUUCAACUCAGUUCAUGAGGGCAGAACUGUAGAAACACGCUUCCUGAAGUACAAGCAGAUCGGUAGCUGGCUGCAGACGGACACGUACCUGCUGGCGUGGCUGGUGUGCGUGGCCUGCCUGAAGCUGCUGCACCUCCUCCGCUUCAACAAGCACGUGGAGCGCGGGGCCAAGAUGGCAGGGGCCGCUGCCGAGCCGCUCGGGCACUUCUUCCUGGUGUUCUUCUCGACGUUCUCCGCUUUUUGCAUGAUCGCAUACCUGGUCUUCGGCACCAGCGUGGACGGUUUCGGCACAUAUGUCACCGUCAUGGAGACCAUGGUGGCCACCAUGAUGGGCGAGUUCGACUACUACGCGAUCCAGGAUCACAACUGGCUGCUGGGCCCGGCGGUUUUCUUCUUCUACCUCCUGAUCUGCUACAACGGCAUGGUGUUUAUGUUCCUCACCAUCUUCAACGAGGCCCGCAAGGAAGUCAGCCUCAGGGAGAGACACGAGGACAAGUCAGAGAACAGGAAAAUCGCAGAGCUGGCUGAACAGCGUCUCCGAACGUUUGUGGGAAAAGUCUCGUCGAAGAUGAGGAAAGAAAGCAGGGAUAGAGUCACAGAACUGAGGAAGGAAGACAGGGGGGACUUGUACACUUGGGGCUCUGUUAAAGGUAGUGCUGUUUUAGUUAGGUAAUCAGGCAGCAGAAUAGCAAAAAUAUUCCCAACUGAAUCUAAUAGUAGGAAAAUAGUAAUAUUUAAACCAGUCAUAUUACAUGUGUAUAUAUAUAUGUAUGAAGUAUCAAUUUUCUUCAUCGUCAAAAAAAUAUUCGGGCGCUGUUGUACCGAUAACAGUUGAAAACACCACACAACAGUUGGACAUUCAAAAGAGACGUUUCGUUAUAACGCACAAAGCUGUUCUAGCAAAUCUAGUCUGAGACCACUUCCUGAUAUGUAUAUAGUGAUUAUGAUGUUGCCAUAAUAUUUUACUCAAUAACCAAAAUGCUUUAAUCCUAUAUUAUCUUUAUUAUCAGAAAUGUAUAUUGUAUUUUAUCUGGCAUUGUUAUUUUUUUGUGUGAAGUCUAGCCAGAAUUGUUUUAAUUCAUGCAAGGCUGCCGUCCGUGUGAUUUCCAUAAUGCGUUG
Branchiostoma belcheri (Belcher's lancelet) is the source of this 2450-nucleotide messenger RNA. Its product is annotated as polycystic kidney disease protein 1-like 2. Bases 43 to 2004 code for a protein of 653 amino acids. The record is from RefSeq and is a predicted model, not a curated record. Gene Ontology annotation, cellular component: membrane. Gene Ontology annotation, molecular function: calcium channel activity; calcium ion binding. Gene Ontology annotation, biological process: detection of mechanical stimulus. NCBI's taxonomy places the organism in Eukaryota, Metazoa, Chordata, Leptocardii, Amphioxiformes, Branchiostomatidae. The transcript has 9 exons.